AGAGGGGAACUGUCUCUGAAUUCUGAGGGCAGCUUGCCUGCGGUGGCAUCCUUCACCUAACAGAGCUUCAAUGCUCCUCCUCCUGCCUCUGCUCUUCAAGGUACUUCUUUGCCAUGGGGCAAGCAAAGUGGCUCCACAGGUCUUAGGACCCCGUCAUUCGGCCGCAGAAGAGCCCCUCUCCUUCCACGUGCUCCAGAUCUCCUCCUUUGCCAAUCGCAGCUGGACACACACCCAGGGCUCAGGCUGGCUGGGUGAGCUGCAGACUCAUGGCUGGGACAGUGUCUUGGGCACCAUCCGCUUUCUGAAGCCUUGGUCCCAGGGUAACUUCAGCAAGGAGGAGCUGAAGAACAUCCAGGCAUUCCUGCGGUUGUACAUCCAUAGUUUCCCUCGCGAAGUGCAGGCCUUUGCCAAUCAGUUUCAGUUUCAAUACCCCUUUGAGCUCCAGGUAUCAUUUGGUUGUUUAAUUCAUCCUGGGAAGGCCUCAGAAAGCUUCUUAAAUGGGGCAUAUCAAGGAUCAGAUUUCCUGAGUUUCCAAGAAAAUUCCUGGAAACCGUCUCCAGGAGCAGGGAGUCGAGCUCAGAAUGUCUGUAAGGUGCUCAACCACUACAAAUUUAUUAAAGAAAUCAUUCAGAGCCUUCUCAGUGACACCUGCCCUCGGUUUCUGGCAGGCCUCCUUGAAGCAGGGAAGUCAGAACUGCAACGACAAGUGAAGCCAGAGGCUUGGGUGUCCAAAGGCCCCAGUCCUGGGCCUGGUCGUCUGUUGCUGAUGUGUCACGUCUCUGGCUUUCAUCCAAAACCCGUGUGGGUGAUGUGGAUGAGGGGUGAGCAGAAGCAGCCAGGCACUCAGCAAGGAGAUGUCUUGCCCAAUGCUGAUGGGACUUGGUAUCUCCAAGUAACCCUGGAUGUGGCGGCUGGGGAGGCGGCCGGCCUGAGUUGCCGAGUAAAGCACAGCAGUCUAGGAGGCCAGGACCUAAUCAUCCAUUGGGUUGGAUACUCCUACCUUCUGAUAUUGAUCUGUUUGAUGGUAAUAGUUUCCCUGGUCAUGUUGGUUAUAGUUGACUCAUCAUUUAAAGAACAGAGGAGUCGAUACCCAAGACCCCAGGGGUUCAAGACAUCAGCUCUGCUUGGCACAGGAGUGGUGGACCAAAAACAGACUCUUAAAGAAAUGAAAAUCCAACUCUGGCGUCAUUAAUUUUACCUUCCACAUAAAACCCCUUUCUGAUUUUGUUUAAACAUGACUCAUAGCUAUAAACAAAGCAUGAUUUUGUUAAAGCACCUUGUUCUGGUAGAAAUCCUCAUCCCUUUGGAAAUCUGUUUGUUUUCCCCCCAUCUUCCAGCAAUAUCUUUCUGCUUCGGCCACUCCUUCAUCACUAUUGAUCCUUCAAACUCUAAUUCAGAUGCCUCUCUCUUAAGAGAUUCCCUGGAUCGCCCAGUUGAUGGCUCUUCUCUAUGCCCCAAAUUGGACUGUUCUUCCUAAAUACACUCAUCUCUUCCUACUCCAAACAAUAAUUUUUAUGUUUUUGUGCUUUUUUCUCAUUUGCUUGAAAGCAAGAUUUAUGUGUUUGUAUUUGUGUCCAUGACCAAAAGCCUUACCUGGACCAGGGCCAGCUUCAUGGGCAGGUGACCUGUGCAGUUGUUGCCAUCUUGAAAUCCUACUCAUUUUUGAAGGAGAGAUACUGCCUUUUUAUUUUAUACUGGUCCCACAAAUUAUGUAGCUUGUUUGGCUUGAAAGGGAUAUUUCUCAAUAAA
Molecule: messenger RNA, 1749 nt
Organism: Balaenoptera musculus (blue whale)
Lineage: Eukaryota; Metazoa; Chordata; Mammalia; Artiodactyla; Balaenopteridae
Product: T-cell surface glycoprotein CD1e, membrane-associated-like
Exons: 6
Coding region: 71-1192 (373 amino acids)
Biological process (GO): antigen processing and presentation, endogenous lipid antigen via MHC class Ib; antigen processing and presentation, exogenous lipid antigen via MHC class Ib; immune response
Cellular component (GO): external side of plasma membrane
Molecular function (GO): lipopeptide binding; exogenous lipid antigen binding; endogenous lipid antigen binding
Source: RefSeq, a predicted model, not a curated record